Messenger RNA from Euleptes europaea (tarantolino), 907 nucleotides. RefSeq names its product cathepsin Z-like. The transcript is spliced from 6 exons. NCBI's taxonomy places the organism in Eukaryota, Metazoa, Chordata, Lepidosauria, Squamata, Sphaerodactylidae. The coding region runs from base 1 to 897 and encodes 298 amino acids. Gene Ontology annotation, molecular function: cysteine-type endopeptidase activity. The record is from RefSeq and is a predicted model, not a curated record. Gene Ontology annotation, cellular component: lysosome.
AUGGCCGGGCGCGCUCCCCGCUGGGCCGCGCUGCUGCUGCAGCUGCUCCUGCCGCUGGGCUGCCUGGGCGGCCUCCACUUCAGCCCGGGCCAGAGCUGCUACAAGCCGCUGCCGCGCCGGAGCCCCGCGGCCAGAACUUACCCACGUCCUCACGAGUACCUAGACAUCUCUAAGCUGCCAAAGAGCUGGGAUUGGCGCAACAUAGACGGGGUCAAUUACGCGAGCACCACUCGGAACCAGCACAUCCCUCAGUACUGCGGGUCCUGUUGGGCUCAUGGCAGCACCAGCGCCCUCGCAGAUCGCAUCAACAUCAAGAAGAAAGGCAUCUGGCCCUCGGCUUACCUUUCGGUUCAGAACGUGAUUGACUGCGCCAAUGCCGGGUCUUGUGAAGGAGGGGACGACUACGGCGUGUGGCAGUACGCCCACGAACAUGGCAUCCCGGACGAGACUUGUAACAACUACCAAGCCAAAGAUCAAGAUUGUCAGAUAUUCAAUCAGUGUGGGACGUGUGUUACUUUCGGAGAGUGUCACGUGAUCAAGAACUACACCCUCUGGAAAGUCGCUGAUUAUGGCUCCGUCAGUGGGCGAGAAAAAAUGAUGGCGGAAAUCUAUGCCAAUGGUCCCAUUAGUUGUGGGAUCAUGGCUACUUCGAAGCUGGAUGCAUACACUGGAGGACUUUAUAAAGAAUACAACCCAUCUGCGACAAUAAACCACAUUGUCUCCGUUGCUGGUUGGGGUAUCGAAGAUGGAGCGGAGUACUGGAUUGUCCGCAACUCUUGGGGAGAACCCUGGGGCGAAAGGGGCUGGCUUAGAAUUGUAACAAGCGCAUGGAAAGGAGCUGAAUACAACCUUGGUAUUGAAGAGGGCUGUACUUAUGGAGAUGCGAUACUUCCUUGAAUCUGCUCUG